AUGACCACCCCGCCAGGCUCCUCUGCGGAGGAAGUCGAGACAGGCGCCGGUCACGAGCCGUCGCCCACAGCCUCGGCGCUUCCGAGCCAUGGCGCUCCGCCUUCCGAGUCUCAGCACUCCCCAGCGCCUGUCGUUCCCCUCCUUUCGCCUUCCUCGGCCCCAAUCAGCGCGCACACACCUGAGGCUGCAUCUCUUCUAGACACUGCGCAGCCUCAAACAGACUCGCUGGUCGCACACGACGCGCCAAGCAGCAAUCAUGCGCCUGCACAAAGCUCAGUUGCACAGUCUACAGCGACAGUCUCAGCCGACUCUGCCGCUGCAUCCACUUCCGGCGCCGCCACGCUAUACGACCUUGUGCAGAGCAGAAAACGCAAGCGAUCCCCUUCUCCACCUUCAGCCCUCACUCUGCCAGCGCCGGCGUCAACAUCAUCGUCGUCGGCACCACCAGCCACUAUAGCGCAUUCAACUCCGCCGUCGCAGCCAGCCGACCAAGGCGUCACCAACGGCACUGGCGCCGCAGACACAUCCUCCGCCGCUCAGUUCGUUGCCGCUUCGGUAGCGCCGACGUCCAUCAGCUUUGGCUUUGGUGGAUCCAGCAUCGCGCCGUUGGUGCACGCCUCGGCGUCGAGCAUCUCUGCAGACGCCGCUGCAGAGCGCCAGAGCCUCAGCGUCAGCGUGCCGAGGUCCGACCUCGCCGCCGAUCCCGCCACUGCACCCCAGUGCCUGAUCAGCAGCGCCGCCAGCACCGACAGCAUCUUCAUUGCCUCAGCGCCGCCUGCCAAGCGGAUGAAUCGGAGCCGAACCCCUCCCGCCGCUGCCAUCACCUCCGCCACCACCGACUCUGCACCUGCACCCGCACCCGCACCCGCACCUGCACCUGCUGCCUCCUCAGCCUUCCUCCCUCCUCCAUCACCAUCCUCCUUCAACACCACCUCCCCCACCCUCGUUCCUACCCCCAUCGCCGCAACAACCCCUAUCUCCACCCACCCCCUCCCGCACUCAUCCGCCGCCACACGCACGAGCACAGACGACACCACAUCCGCGCCCUCCGGCUCGGUUCCUAUGAGCCCGGCUGCAUCAGCCGCCGCCCUUUCCGACACGCCAGCUGCCCCUUCCGUCAAUCUCGCCGUCACCAUCGCCGGCGACCCCGUCCACGAAUCCGACAAGCGCCCCUCUCCUGCCAACCACGCGGACGACGCUCAGCAAGGGCGGCCGCUCGACGGCGACGCCCCGAUCUCUGAUCUUUCCGCCUCGUCAUCUGCUUCUGCUGCUGCGCCGGCUGCUCCGGCCGAAUCCAGCGUCCUGGACCGCAGCUCGGCUGCCUCGGCUGCAGCCGCUCAUCCUGAUUCCUGCGACGCGUCCAAUUUCCAAAUCCCUCGUGCCCGCAGCCCACCAUCCACACCCGCUGCCGCCGCCGAGACACACUCCGCAGGUGCCUCUUCAAAUCCGUCCGACGAUGCACUCCAAAAUUCCGAUCUCGCCCCGCUCCGCCAAAAUUCCAUUUCGGUCAAUAUUCCUCCAUCCUCGCCACGCCUCGCAGGUGGUGGUGCAUCCGAUGGCGUCGACCUCGCAAAAUCCGAUCUCCGAUCGAACGCGUCCACAUCCGAUCCGCUGACCGAUUCAAUCGCACCGGCCACCAACCACACCACAUUCGCUUCUCCCCUCUCUCGUGCUGCAGCUGAUGAGCAAGCUGUCGAUCAUUUGGAAUCGGGUGCCGAGUCGCGUACCGGCUUGACAGCAUCCACGAAAGCGUCUUCCUCAUCAGACACGCUGUCGAAGCCGUCGGCGACAGACAAGAAUGGAAUUGCAGGCCAAGCUGCAUCGCCGUCCUUGACGGCAGCAUCGUUUGUGCAAGACGCCGCACCGCCAUCCCAGCCGGCGUCGGAAGCGCUCAACGAGAUGCAGAGCGAUGCGCCAUUACAGGUCCACGUUGAGGUCGAAUCCCCAGACGAGCCGACCCCGGGAAAAGACAGCAUCUCUCUGGCGCUCUCCACCGCCGUUGCCUCGCAACAGUCGACUCCAAGCGCUCAGACGCCGCAGCCGACUUCGACUAUCAGCACGCUCCAACUCGCCUCCGAAGCCUUGUCGAGCAUCCCAAAACAUGGCUCGCCCAGUGAUGCCAAUGUCAACUCUGCUGCCGCAGAGCUCUUGACGGCUCUGCACCAGAGAACCAAAAAGGCCUCAGCCAUCCGAAGCCCACAUCCCGGCUCCGUUCGAUCUCGCAGUGCUGCCACCACGCCCGUUCCGCCCUCGCUCUUGCUCGGCUUGAAGCACCCCUCCCUCGACAUCACCGCACAGUCGUCUCGAGCCACGACACCGACGCGCACGCCCUCUGGCCGUUCCAAACGUCGCAGGCGUGAACGCAAUGCUGCCGCAACACCCACAGCUGCCGUGUUGGCGCUUCCGAGCAUCGACGCGAGCGACCGCAGAAGAUCGGCACGCGUGGCGAAAGCCGUCACCGCAACAGCGUCCGACAACACCUCCGGCCCCAAUCUGGCGCUCUUUGGCUUCUCGCCCUACCUCGAGAACCUCGUCAUGAAUGCAAAGGAGACCGACCGACGCACUCGCUCCGGCGGCAGAACCGUUCGUCCGCCUGCCGAUCGCGCGCCCGCCAGAGGCAAGCGCUCAGCAGCCAAGAACAAGACUAAGGAAGUUGAUCCUGACGGCCCGGACGAUGAAGCAAAAUCAGAGCUGUAUCGUCAGCUGUGCAUUCUUUCCUACCAGCUCCAGGCCGACCUCGAUAUGGUGCCUGUUCAGUCGCUCGAGCAGCUUCGCGCCCGCUUUGCGUCACCUCCGCCGGCGGACAAAAUUGACGACUCGCAUAACAAUGCCCCUCUUCUCGCGCAUGACACCGCCCAUAGUCUCGAAACCAGUGCGACGCGGUCCGAUAUCCUCAACCCCGCCGCAUCAGGCUACGAUCAGCCGCAAAAGCCUGGCGCUGUCGAGUCCGUUGCAUACGACACCAUUGUCAAGACGGAACCUCCUCAGUCGCCUCAGCUGACAAAUGCGGCUGCGUCUCAUACACGCCCGCCCUUCUCUCCCGAAUCUUCGCCCGAGGUCGCUCUGAUGGACACGGCUCGCGCGACAUACGGCACUGCGCCCUCAUACAUCUCCGCCUCUUACGCACAAGGCCCGUAUCCGAGCUACGCAAGCGAUCAGCCUUACUCGUGGGGCCACAAAGCGGAAAGUAUCGAGGACGAACCCAUGUCGCCGGUACUCAGGCCCGCCCGCUCCAACAUCAUGUCCAUCUCAGCGCUCAUGAGCGGCCCCAGCCCAAAGGCGCGUUCGCCGACACCGCCACGCAUCCCAGCAACCCCGCCAGUGCCCUCGUACAUGCAGGCCUGGACGGAUGAGGACGAGAUGGCGUCUCAGAUCCUGCAGGCCUGCGCCGCCGCCAACCUGAAGCUCGACACGACCGAGCUGGACCGCCUGACCAAGAUCGCUGAGCUCGCCGCCUUUGAUCUCCCUGCGCCCUGGCACGAAGAGACGGGCCAAGAUGACAGCGACGAGGCUGAGCGCGCCGACCGGGAGCGCUACGAGCGCUUCUGCAAGUUCGCCCCAGACCGACUUGACCCCCUCGACACACUCGAUACCGAGGAGCUUUACGCUCGCGAGGAAGCAGAGUACCUCGAGGAGAUGCAAGCCAGCGGCGAGCUGUACGAGAGCAUCCGCUACCUGUCCAACUUUGACGACGUUGUGGACGAAUGGCGAGCGGGCGAGCUGUCGCGACUGCGACUGCAGCUUGAGAUGCGAAAGGCCGAGGUUGAACGCAUCUGGACGUGCGACCGCAAGCUUGCCUGGUCGAACUACAUCGACGCUCGCGCUGGUCCGUUGUAUCGCGAGGCCGCGUUCGAGGCCAGGCAUGCGCGAUGGCAGGCCGAAAUGGAGCUCGAUCUGCUGGCCGUGCAUCGCCGAAAGACGCGAGGCUACGCCAAGCUUACGCACAACAUCUGGGCUCCCCCAACCGCUGGUGUCGAAGAUCCGGACAGCGUGGCUCUGUACAAGAAGUUUGGACGUUUCUUGUCCGCGUCGAGAAACGCGGAGAUCGAGGAUCCCUUGGUCCGUGCAGACCUUCGAAAGAUGCAGAAGGCUUGGCGAGAGCACAAGCGACGAACGCGAAAGAGCGAGCGUGCUCAGGAGGAGAUCGACGAUGCGGAUCGGCCCACGUCCGAAGCUGCGCUCCCUGGCGACGGAGAGGCCAACGAACAGGCGAUGUCCAUCGCCUCGUCGGAAGCGUCCGACUGGGACGAGGACUACGAUUCGGACUCCUCCUACAUGUCGUCCGAGUCGGGCAUCUCGUCGCUGCCGUCAUUCAGCUCCGUCUGCAGCUCGCCGCGCGUGCCGAGCCUGGCUGACAUCGACGUGAUCAUCUCGGAUGCGGACGGCUUGGUGUCCGAAGCGGUCUCACUGCUCGGCGCGGACAGCGACUCUGACGGCGAUGCAGACGAGAGUCUGUGGGCGCGGCAGCUGCGCCUGGCCAACCAGUCAGCUGCAUCGAAAGACGCAACAGACGUUAGUGCCGCGGCUUCGGGGUUGCAGACGCCCGCCGAGGUCGGAGACGGCGCUAGAUCGAUGGUCUCCAGUAGGGCGCCCAGUCCGGCACUUUCUUCCAAGCUCGUCCAGGACCAGCCGCGUGACAGGAAGAGGAAGAGGAAAAAGCCUCCGCCGCCGGGAGCUCGGCUGUGGAAGAAGGGGCGCGUUCAGCGGGAUCCUCCGGACGGAGAGAUCGACGAGGCUGAGCCGUCGACGAUGCAGGCUUCCAAGUCUCAGCAAGCCGAUGGUCGAUACGGCGAGUCCGACAGGAUGCGAUCGAGCCCGAAGCAGGCGCCUGCCAUGGGCUUCGACGCUGCACAGGCUGGAGACUUUGUGCCAAGUAGCUUCCACAACAUGCGCGACGACCCCAGGUCCAACAUGCUGGCAACCCCUUCGUAUGCCGGUUAUGGGGCCAGGGCGGGAUACGGCGCCGCGCGCGAGUUCGACUACGAUCGCGAACGUGCUCUGCACGAUCCGUAUGCGCAUCCCAGCUAUCCUGUGUAUCAGCACGGAUACCCGGCGUUCCAGGAGCCGCCGAUGCCGAAGUACAGCGAGGAUGCUCCCAUGGCUGAUGCCAGGUAUGCGUACCCGCGUGUGACACCGCCGCUCGAGAUGCAGCACGACGCUCGCUACGCCUACCCAUACCCGCCGCCGCCGCGCGCUGCAGCGUACCCGCCUGCCAACCCGCCUCCCCCGCACCCGCCGUCGCAGUGGCGAUACUGA
Moesziomyces antarcticus is the source of this 5256-nucleotide messenger RNA. RefSeq lists its product as uncharacterized. The record is from RefSeq and is a predicted model, not a curated record. The coding region runs from base 1 to 5256 and encodes 1751 amino acids. Lineage: Eukaryota; Fungi; Basidiomycota; Ustilaginomycetes; Ustilaginales; Ustilaginaceae. The transcript has a single exon.